Messenger RNA from Camelina sativa (false flax), 905 nucleotides. RefSeq names its product vacuolar iron transporter homolog 2.1. NCBI's taxonomy places the organism in Eukaryota, Viridiplantae, Streptophyta, Magnoliopsida, Brassicales, Brassicaceae. The record is from RefSeq and is a predicted model, not a curated record. Gene Ontology annotation, molecular function: manganese ion transmembrane transporter activity. Gene Ontology annotation, biological process: intracellular manganese ion homeostasis.
CUAUAUAAGGCGUGAGUUCUCCACAAGCCUUCUCAUCAAUCAAAAUCAAGUAAAUCACUACUCAGUAGUCAGUACAAAUUCCAAACCAUGGCUUCCAACGUUCAGCUUUCAGAAACAAGCAGCCCAAGGAAUCAGAAAAGUCGUCCGAGAGAAGAGAAGGAGGAAGUGGACUACAUGCAGAGGGCUCAGUGGCUAAGAGCUGCGUUGCUUGGAGCCAACGAUGGUCUGGUCACAGUGGCGUCCCUCAUGAUGGGUGUUGGUUCUAUCAAAGAAGACGUCAAAGCAAUGCUGCUCGUUGGUUUUGCCGGCCUUGUUGCGGGUGCUUGCAGUAUGGCUAUUGGUGAGUUUGUGUCUGUGUGUACCCAAAGAGAUAUUGAAACUGCGCAGAUGAAGAGAGCUAUUGAGAAUAUGACAUCAUUAUCCGCAAUCGACGAACAAGAGGAGGAAGAGAAGAAAGAACGGUUGCCGAAUCCAGGACAAGCAGCAAUUGCAUCAGCGUUGGCAUUUUCAGUGGGGGCAGCAAUGCCGCUUCUGGCUGCUGUAUUCAUAGAGAAUCAUAAGGUAAGAAUGGCGGUGGUAGCGGUUGUGGCCACCAUAGCAUUGGUUGUGUUUGGAGUGACCGGUGCGGUCCUGGGAAAGACAAGUGUGGUUAAGUCAAGUGUUAGGGUGGUUAUUGGUGGUUGGAUGGCUAUGGCUCUUACCUUUGGUCUCACCAAGUUCAUUGGCUCCGCAGCCAUGCAAAUCUAGAGGCUCUUCUUCAGUGGUCCUAUGCAUCACAAUUCACAAGUAGUGUUGCAUUAUGUUUGUAUUUGAAUCAUCACACUAUCUCCUUGAAACUAUACAUGUGAUGUAGACUAUCUAAUGCACAACACCAAGAAAAAGUUAAUAAAAUGGUUUGUUUAAUC